AUGUUUGGGUUCGGAAAGAAGAGCGAGGAGAACUCUGUUGAGCCUCACAACAGCGACAAUGCAGACAUCGAGCCACGUCCUCAAAGACCGUGGGUAGAGACGGCCCUCCCUGUAUUUGCUUGUGGAGCUGGUCUCUUUUCUGAUGGCUACAUCAACAACGUCAUCGGAUCCGUCAACACGACUCUAAAAAUCCAGUACAAAGACGUCUACAUCAACUCAAACGCCUUCAAAUAUGUUGCCGACAUUGCUUUUGCCGGUACCGUCGUUGGUCAAUUGAUCUUUGGUUUUCUGGCCGAUCAUUGGUCGCGAACCAAUACUCUGAUGGUAUCUACCGUUAUCCUCAUCAUCUUUACUGCACUGGCCGCUGGAUCAUACUGGCAUGGGGAGCCUGUAGGCAUGUUCAAUAUGCUUACUGCCUGGAGAUUCUUUGUGGGAAUCGGUAUCGGAGGUGAAUAUCCUGCUGGUAGCGUCGGAUGCGCCGAGUCGAGUAGUCAGAUGAAGAAGGGCACUCGAAACAGGUGGUUCAUUCUCUUCACUAACUCCAUGAUUGACUUUGGAUUCGUUAUUGGCGCUUUUGUUCCUUACGUGGUUGCGGCGGCCUGCCACAACGGUCACCUCAGCACGAUUUGGCGAACUAGCUUGGGAAUCGGUGUUGUAUUUCCUCUCGUCCUCUUCGUCAUGCGUCUUGGACUCAAGGAGCCUGAAGAGUUUACCCAGAACUCCAUGAGACAUCAGACACCUUACUGGCUGGUUCUGCGCUACUACUGGUUCAGACUGUUGUGUGUCAGCCUGGUCUGGUUCCUCUAUAACUUUUCAUCCUACGCCUUUGGCAUCUACUCAUCGUCGAUUCUCUCUGGUAUCUAUGGUGAGGACGCACCACUAACAACAGUCUUUGGCUGGAACACAGUUGUCAACAUGUUCUACUUGCCUGGUACCCUGAUCGGUGCCUUCGUGAGCGACUGGAUCGGCCCUCGAUACACUCUCGCUCUCGGCGUCACUCUCCAAGCUAUCGUCGGGUUCAUCAUGGCUGGAGUAUACUCUAAGAUCUCAGGUAACAUCGCUGCGUUUGCUGUCGUCUUUGGUAUCUUCCAGGCCCUCGGCGAGUUGGGACCCGGAAAUAACAUUGGUCUCUUGGCUGCCAAGACCUCGGCGACGGGUGUCAGAGGUCGAUACUACGGUAUCGCUGCUGCUACUGGAAAGAUUGGUGCUUUCGUUGGUACCUGGGUAUUUCCAUACAUCCAAAAGGCUGGUGGUAACGACACAGAGUCAGCUCAGUACCCCUUCUGGGUAUCGUCGAGUUUGUGUAUCUUGUCCGCCGCUAUCGUCUUGUUCUGCAUCCCGCAUGUUGGCCAAGACACUAUUGCCAUUGAAGACCAAAAGUUCCGCGAGUAUCUCCAGGAGCAUGGAUGGGAUACUGCUCAGCUUGGUGUCAAGCAACCUGGUGUGGAGGAGGGCGCUGUGGUAAAUGAUAAGGCUGUUGAGCAGUGA
This is a messenger RNA of Fusarium falciforme, 1488 nucleotides long. Its product is annotated as MFS domain-containing protein. The record is from RefSeq and is a predicted model, not a curated record. The transcript is spliced from 5 exons. Gene Ontology annotation, molecular function: carboxylic acid transmembrane transporter activity. Gene Ontology annotation, biological process: transmembrane transport; carboxylic acid transport. NCBI's taxonomy places the organism in Eukaryota, Fungi, Ascomycota, Sordariomycetes, Hypocreales, Nectriaceae. Gene Ontology annotation, cellular component: plasma membrane. The coding region runs from base 1 to 1488 and encodes 495 amino acids.